This is a messenger RNA of Aphanomyces astaci, 387 nucleotides long. RefSeq lists its product as hypothetical. The transcript has a single exon. The record is from RefSeq and is a predicted model, not a curated record. Lineage: Eukaryota; Oomycota; Saprolegniomycetes; Saprolegniales; Verrucalvaceae. The coding region runs from base 1 to 387 and encodes 128 amino acids.
AUGAUGCCGUCAACUCUUACUUACUCGAAGUACACGACACAGUUCACCAACAACCUGUGCCUCUAUCGCAAUAAAGCGUGCUUCAACGUCCGCGCGGUCAAGAAGAAUGGCCUGCUGCACAGUCUCUGCGAAUACCAUCGGCUCAAAGCCAACUCGAACCAGCGCAAACUCGAAAAGAAGAAGCGCGAAUGUCCGAUCACUCCUCCUGCGGCCACAACCGAGCAAAGCAACAAGCCACUGCGUAUCUUUGGCGUCAAGGAGCUGUGGAUGAAUCCGUCCGACGUAGACGACAUCGACACGGGCGACGACGACGUUGUGAUUUGGGUGCAGCCCAUCCGCCUCGAACCCCCGCAGACAUUCGACCACUAUAUUCACGACCAAAUUUAA